Molecule: messenger RNA, 1428 nt
Organism: Pundamilia nyererei
Lineage: Eukaryota; Metazoa; Chordata; Actinopteri; Cichliformes; Cichlidae
Product: protein SET-like
Exons: 8
Coding region: 183-998 (271 amino acids)
Biological process (GO): nucleosome assembly
Cellular component (GO): nucleus
Source: RefSeq, a predicted model, not a curated record
GUUUAGCUACGGUAAGUCGCAGAGAGAAACGAGCGUGCAAAGCUGCGCUCAGUCCUCCUCCUUAUCGUGUACUGCGAGACACGCACUCUGUCCAAGGUGGAAGUAACUUUUGUCCUGUGGAGAAGAGUUUUGAACCGCCUUGGAUAUACGUCUGGUCGAAAGAGUCACAACAAACGAUAACCAUGUCGGCCUCAUCGGCAAAAGUCAGUAGGAAGGAGAAUUCAAAUCACGACGGAGCGGACGAGACCUCUGAAAAAGAGCAGCAGGAAGCAAUUGAGCACAUUGAUGAAGUACAGAAUGAAAUUGACAGACUGAAUGAACAGGCUAGUGAAGAAAUUUUAAAAGUAGAGCAGAAGUACAAUAAAUUACGCCAGCCAUUCUUUCAGAAGCGAUCAGAAAUCAUAGCCAAAAUCCCCAACUUCUGGGUCACAACGUUCGUCAACCAUCCACAAGUUUCAGCUCUUCUGGGAGAGGAGGACGAGGAAGCACUUCAUUACUUGUCAAGGGUGGAGGUCACGGAGUUUGAGGACAUAAAGUCUGGAUAUAGAAUAGAUUUUUAUUUUGACGAGAAUCCGUACUUCGAGAACAAAGCCCUCUCCAAAGAGUUUAAUGUAAACGAGAGCGGCGACCCGGUUUCCAAAUCAUCUGAAAUCAAAUGGAAAGCUGGAAAGGACCUGACAAAACGUACGGGUCAGACGCCAAACAAAGCUGGGAAGAAAAGGCAGCAUGAGGAGCCAGAGAGCUUCUUCACCUGGUUUACUGACCACUCGGAUGCAGGGGCUGAUGAACUGGGAGAAGUGAUCAAGGAUGACAUUUGGCCAAACCCACUGCAGUACUACCUGGUCCCAGACAUGGAGGAUGAGGAAGGCGAUGGCGAUGAUGAUGAUGAAGAAGAAGAGGGACUGGAAGAUAUUGAUGAAGGGGAGGAAGAAGAGGGUGAAGAUGAAGAUGAGGACGGUGAUGGGGAAGAUGGAGAGGAUGACGGCGAAGAUGAUUAAAGGUUUCAGUCAACACCUUUUCUCCAUCCUCGCUCCGUGGUCUCUCUUCAACUCAUGGGAGCAAAUUUCUUUUUUUUGUUUGUUUUUUGGGGUGGGGGGGUGGGGGGGUCUGUGUGUUGUCACCCUGUCCGUCCUCUUCCUCUGCAGCCACAGCCUGCAGAUAUUGUCUGAGGACCAGCUCCAUACACAGCGGGUCUGCAGAGGGGUGGAGGUGCAGGUGUCAGUGGCUCUCUGGAUUUUUCACCUGUCAUUAUUUCUCUACAUCUCCCAAAGACAUGCAAAAGAAUUAAAAAAAAAAUUUGUAGCAUUCUGCACGUCAUUCUAUGUAGAUUUAAACUCCAUACAAUAACAAUUUGUAUGUACAAUAAAAACAGUUUCUGUUGAAGUUGUGAGUUCAAUAAAAAUAAGCCAUGGUGCAGUGAUAACUUAA